CGAAUUAAUAACAUAACUCAGAUUUUAAUUGAUCCUUCUUGCCCUAUUUGUUAUCUUGGAAAUAUCAUCCCUGACACACAUAGAUUCUUAAAUUUUUGGGAUUGGCUUUCAUCUGAAUAUCCCGUUAUUAGUUAUACUUCUAAUACAAAACACCAAUUAAAUCGUCUUAUUUCCUGUACAUUACCUGAAGCUAUCUUAGAACGAAUUGAGCUCUUAGUUUUAAGUAUUAGAUAUAACAGAUCUUCUAGUUGUAUUAUUUCUCUAAGGCUCUUAAAAGAAUUAGAUAUGGAAAUUGACCGACCUUCAAAAACCAUAAUGAUAAAUGUGAAUGGUGAAAGACAAAGACCAAUUGGAAUG
Messenger RNA from Funneliformis geosporum, 357 nucleotides. Lineage: Eukaryota; Fungi; Glomeromycota; Glomeromycetes; Glomerales; Glomeraceae. The record is from the annotation of a GenBank genome assembly.